This is a messenger RNA of Hippocampus comes (tiger tail seahorse), 762 nucleotides long. RefSeq names its product delta-aminolevulinic acid dehydratase-like. The record is from RefSeq and is a predicted model, not a curated record. The transcript has 7 exons. Gene Ontology annotation, biological process: heme biosynthetic process. Gene Ontology annotation, molecular function: porphobilinogen synthase activity; zinc ion binding. Bases 106 to 759 code for a protein of 217 amino acids. Gene Ontology annotation, cellular component: cytosol. Lineage: Eukaryota; Metazoa; Chordata; Actinopteri; Syngnathiformes; Syngnathidae.
CUUCUUUAUUUUGCACAUGUUCAAACGUAUUUUUUUUCUGGCCAAGGUGACUACUUUUUUUUAUUUUCCUGCUGUUCCUUGAACGCAGCCGAUACGACGGUAAAGAUGCAGACGCCAGUACAGUCCAUUAUUCACAGUGGCUACUUUCACCCAACACUCAGAUACUGGCAGACCUGUGCCACAGAUAUAAAAACAGAGAACCUCAUUUACCCAAUUUUCAUCACAGACAAUGUUGAUGCUGUGGAGCCUAUUAAGAGCCUACCUGGACAAGCCAGAUGUGGGGUGAACAAACUGGAAGGAAUGUUGCAGCCACUUGUCGAGAAUGGUUUGAAAUGUGUGCUGAUCUUUGGGGUGCCCGCGAAUAUAGCAAAGGACGACCGAGGGUCAGGGGCCGACACAGACGACACGCCCGCCGUGAUGGCCGUGAAGAAGAUCAGAUCCUUAUUCCCUGACCUGCUGGUGGCAUGCGACGUCUGCUUGUGUCCCUACACAUCGCAUGGCCAUUGUGGUAUCCUGAAUGAAGAUGGUUCGCUGAACAUCGAUGCUAGCUGUUUGAGACUGGCAGAAGUAGCACUAGCCUAUGCCAAAGCUGGUUGUCACAUAAUUGCUCCUUCUGAUAUGAUGGAUGGCAGAGUUGGGGCCAUAAAACAAGCGCUGCUUUCCAAUGGGUUGGGAAACAAGGUAAAUCGGCCGAAUAAAGAACUAUUACAAACGAAUAACUUGAGUCAAUCUAAAAAGGCAGCGGCACAGCAUCGUUGAUUU